GAGAGGUCAAGAGAGAGGGAGAGGUCGAGAGAAAGAGAGCGGGACAGAGAGGGGUACAUGAGGCAGCAGACAGCACCUACCCAGCAGCCCCUCAGCUGUCGUCCCAGCAGCCUCGCCAGGCCUCGUUUCUGAGGAUGGAGAGUGAGGCAGGCUACAUCCUGUCUCUCACCCCUCCAUCUCCCCCCGCUACAGCCGCCCCGUCUCACCCACAGGGGGGAGGGGGUUCCGGGGGUAGUGGCCUCAUGGUUCUGCCGCCCCCUGCCCCCUCUGUGGAUGUGGAUGAUGAGUUUGUGUUUGCGGACCCACUGCCCCCUCCGCUGGAGUUUGCCAACAGCUUUGACCGGGGUGGAAUGUCAGGUUACACACACCGUGCCAUUAUCAACAACCUGGCCUCCCGCCAGCAGCAGCCCCCACCACCUCCCCCUCCUCCCCCACCACCCCCUCCAAAAGACAUGUUUAUCAGUGGGUUCCCGGCCCACACCCCCCUACCCUCCCCACAGGCGGGGGACUCUACCACCUCCAGCCUUACCUCCUAUGACAGUGAGGUGGCCAACCUGACCCAGUCAGGAAACUCCCCCACUCAGACAUCACCCAACCCCCUUCCUCCACCCUCACCCUCUGGCCUCCAGCCCACAGGACCCCCACCUCCUCCCUCUGUCUCCCCCCCACCCCCACCCAGCUCCUUUCACAGACCCUCCCUUGCCAUGACCCACUCUCACCACCUCUACAACAGCACGCACACCGGGCGCUCCUCUCCUUCCCAUGGGCGUUCCUCCCCCACUCCUCCCAAAGGUCGCUUCUCCCCCACCCAGGGUCGCUCCUCCCCCACCCAGGGUCGCCCCUCCACCAUCCAUAGGAGCUCGUCCCCCACCCAGGGUCGCCCCUCCACCAUCCAUAGGAGCUCGUCCCCCACCCCUCCUCCCCACUCCAUUGCAGGUUCCCCAUCCUACCGUGGUCCCCCUCCCAUCUCCUCCACCGCAGCCUCCUCUGGCCCCUUCCGGGGCUCUGCAGCCCUGACCUCCACCGCUCCCUGUACCACCACCACCACCACCACCGCUGCCACCACCACGAGGACCUCAGUCCAGCCCCACCAAGACAGGACACACCCAGCCCCCUCUGGUUCUACAGCGGCCGGCCGCAGGAUAGGGGAGCACCACCCUCACCCCACAGCCAAGGCAGGGGAGUCCCAGGAGACGGUGGUGGACUCUGGGAUAGAGGAGCUGGACAGCCGCAGCAGCAGUGACCACCACCUGGACAACAUCCUGGCCAUGAGCGGAGGAGCCAGAGAGAGGCUGGAAGAGAGGCUGGAGAGAGGGAGGGAGGGAGGAGGAGGAGGGGAGGGAGACAGGGCGGGAGGAGCAGACCUCCUGGAGUCGUACAUGAGCUACCUGGACGGACAGACGUUUGACAUGCACAACGCCACAGCCGCCGUCUCCACCUACCCCAAAUCAGGCAGGUUCAGGGAGGGGGGGCGUGCGGCUGAACUACGCAGAGAGACCGGUACCGCCCUGCCCUCCUUCCAGUCACACAGACGGAGGGAGGAAGAGGAGGAGGAGGGCGAGGAAGGAGAGGAGGAGGACGAUAGAGGACGGGAGGGUUAUGGGAUGACACAGAAUUUGGGGCGUCCCACGUCACCCUACUUUGACCGGCCCCGGACCCCUGAGAUGAAGCCUCUGUGGGGGUCAGAGGGUCAGUUAGUAGGGGACCAGGGGACCUACCUGGAGGGCCGGAGGCUGUACCCCCCCAUAUCCAGCAUGAAGGCCAGCAUCAUCAAUGAGCUCAGCAACAAACUGCAGCAGAGAGGGAGCCAGAGAUCACUAAGUAGACACAGGUUUUCAGAAGACUCCGCCUCGGCCCUGAGCCCCCCCUCAGUUCGUUCCCUGUCCCCCUCCCCUAUCCACCACUCCCAGCCCGCCCUGUCCCUGUCCCCCACCCCUUCCUCUCAGUACCCCAACUGGAACCGUCCCCUGUCCCCCCAGCCCCCUGUGGCUUCCGUACAGCCCCCUCCACGCUCCCACUCCCCCCUGUCCUCCCCCACCUACUCCCCUUAUCCCACCUCCCCUAAACACCGGCCUGUGUAUCGCACCAAAGCCCUGGAGUUCCAGUUCAUUCCAAGUAGAGAGUCCAGGAAGGCAGAGUCCCACCACCUGCAGCGUAGGAGAGCCCCCAGUCCCCUCAUCUCCCCCUCAGAGAGGCCCAAACUGGGUCCCCCCCGCCCCUCCUCCCUCCCCCUCCUCCCCACCACACCCCUCUACAGCAGCCUUUACGAGCUCCGCGGCUCUAUGACCCCGCCCUCACCCGCUAACCACAUGGGGGACCCCUACUUCUCCCCCUCCCCUCCUCUCUUCGCCCCCUCUGGCGCCCCUCCUCCCCCAAACGCCUCCCUGUUGGUGUCUCGCUCCCUCUCCCCCACACACUUUUUAUCUGGUAGCUCAUCCCCUCCCCUGCACCCUCUCCCUGCUCCCCCCUGCCUGAGUUACCCCCACCUCCCUCCUCCAUCCCCCUCCAAGCCCUUUGCCUCCAAGCCACUGCCUUAUUGGACCAAAUACGACGUGGCUGAUUGGCUGGGAUACCUGAACCUGGGCGAGCACAGGGAGCAUUUCCUGGACAACGAGAUCGACGGCACUCACCUGCCCUCCCUCACCAAGGAGGACUAUCUGGACCUGGGGGUGACGCGUGUCGGACACCGCAUGAACAUCGACCGUGCUCUGAAGAGAGUGACUGACAGGCUCUCCAGCUCUCCUUUUCCCAUUUCUGCUCUGUCACCACGAGGAAGAAGGGAUGAUGGGAGUCGGAGCUGAGAAGACAAACAGAAAGAGAAAGGAGGGGGGAUGGAGUCAGUGAGGGAACAGGAGAGAGAGAGGACACAACUGCUGCUAUCCAUGAUGGAUUCACACAACAAAAGCAGAGAACCUGAUUUCACCCAGAGGGAGGACCGAUCAGGAAAAGAGAGGGGAAAUGAGGGAUGGAAUAAGAGCUGACCAAUGCCUGGUACUCAGGGCCUGGUAGCUGACUCACACAGAUACACUCACAUGCACACAAAUACAGUAACACACACAAGAACUGACUCUAUGUCAACACACACACACAAACACUAUGAGGAUGGAAUGACUGAAUGUAGAUUGAGGCAACAAAUAACAAUAGGAGUAAAAUAGUGACAAAACUUAGCCCAAAAUAUUGAGAGAAACAAUCAAAUGUUGUUUAGCUUUUUCAUCUGAGCAGUUCUUAGUGUUGUUGGGGAAAGAAAGAAUGAGGAUUGUCCUCAUUAUUAACACUAGUUAGAGCUUUCUCCACCUGUCUUCUCUGGGUAGCUGUAGUUCCUCCUCUCUACCCUAGGGUUAGGUAGUUCCUCCUCUCUACCCUAGGGUUAGGUAGCUCCUCCUCUCUACCCUAGGGUUAGGUAGCUCCUCCCUCUUACCCGAGGGUUAGGUAGCUCCUCCUCUCUACCCGAGGGUUAGGUAGCCCCUCCUCUUUACCCUAGGGUUAGGUAGCUCCUCCUCUCUACCCUAGGGUUAGGUAGCUCCUCCUCUCUACCCUAGGGUUAGGUAGCUCCUCCUCUCUACCCUAGGGUUAGGGUUAGGUAGCUCCUCCUCUCUACCCUAGGGUUAGGUAGCCCCUCCUCUUUACCCUAGGGUUAGGUAGCUCCUCCUCUCUACCCUAGGGUUAGGGUUAGGUAGCUCCUCCUCUCUACCCUAGGGUUAGGUAGCCCCUCCUCUUUACCCUAGGGUUAGGUAGCUCCUCCUCUCUACCCUAGGGUUGGAUAGCUCCUCCUCUCUACCCAAGGGUUAGGUAGCUCCUCCUCUCUACCCUAGGGUUAGGUAGCUCCUCCUCUCUACCCUAGGGUUAGGUAGCUCCUCCUCUUUACCCUAGGGUUAGGUAGCUCCUCCUCUCUACCCUAGGGUUGGAUAGCUCCUCCUCUCUACCCUAGGGUUAGGUAGCUCCUCCUCUCUACCCAAGGGUUAGGUAGCUCCUCCUCUCUACCCAAGGGUUAGGGUUAGGUAGCUCCUCAUCUCUACCCAAGGGUUAGGUAGUUCCUCCUCUCUACCCUAGGGUUAGGUAGCUCCUCCUCUCUACCCUAGGGUUAGGUAGCUCCUCCCUCUACCCUACGGUUAGGUAGCUCCUCCUCUCUACCCUACGGUUAGGUAGCUCCUCCUCUCUACCCAAGGGUUAGGUAACUGUAGUUCCUCCUCUCUACCCAAGGGUUAGGUAGCUGUAGUUCCUCCUCUCUUCCCAAGGGUUAGGUAGCUGUAGUUCCUCCUCUCUACCCUAGGGUUAGGGUUAGGUAGCUCCUCCUCUCUACCCAAGGGUUAAGGUUUGGUAGCUGUAGUUCCUCCUCUCUACCCUAGGGCUAGGGUUAGGUAGCUCUUCCUCUCUACCCUAGGGUUAGAUAGCUGUAGCUCCUCCUCUCCACCCUAGGGUUAGUUAGCUGUCUAGCUCCUCCUCUCUACCCUAGGGUUAGUUAGCUGUCUAGCUCCUCCUCUCCACCCUAGGGUUAGUUAGCUGUCUAGCUCCUCCUCUCUACCCUAGGGUUAGUUAGCUGUCUAGCUCCUCCUCUCCACCCUAGGGUUAGUUAGCUGUCUAGCUCCUCCUCUCUGCCCUAGGGUUAGUUGUCUAGCUCCUCCUCUCUACCCUAGGGUUAGUUAGCUGUCUAGCUCCUCCUCUCUACCCUAGGGUAAGGAUUAGGUACAGUAGCUGUCUAGCUUGACUGUUGUUGGCUCCAUAGCUGGCUGUUUGUUCAGAUGUGUUCAGUUUCAUUAGAGACUCCCCUUACAGUUAGUGGAGUACAGUCAAUGAAACCCUGUGUGAGUGAAUAGAAAUGUUAAGAGCUCUUUGUCUGAGUGAAUGUCAUUGCUGGAGCGAGUUAUUGGGAUGAAUAUUCAUGUCCAUAUUCUGUAGUUCAGAAUAUGGGCAUGAAUGAGACAAGGUGGCAGCCUACAUGCAUGUCUUGGGUAAUGUCGUAGGUGGAGUACCUCUAGUAGGGGUCAGUGUGUCAUCAGCAGAGCCCCUGCCUGUUGGACUGAAUAAUAUGACUUGUCCCCUGUUGGAAAGAGCUUGAUGGGUAAAUCCUCACUUGACUGUAGUGGCUGUGACUGGAGGAAACUUGUCAGUAUGACUGUGUGUGAUUGGUUGUCUGUUUUUACCUCACUAAUGGGACGGCUCCAUGCUCACUGAAGGCCCUUCAAUAAGGACCUGUAAACACAUUCUAUUUCUCUAUAGCUUCUUUAUCAUCUUAAGUCUUAUAACGGCAUAUUAUAUACAGACUGGUCACUGUAUUACAAAUCUGUAGCAAAAAUAAGUGCCCAGACCAACAGCAUAGAAAUAAACACACAGACAUGUACACCCUCUCACUCAAUACACUAUACUGGCACAUACAAAAAUGCACACUUACAAAUGCUCAUGUAUGUAAUGUACACACAUAUUCACAUUCUCUCUGCCACACACAGACACACACACACUCUCUGUGUUUAUGUUAGAAUUAAUGGGACACCUUAAAUAUAUUUGUUUGGAUCCAAGAUGUAUCUGAUACUAAAAGGGACUGUGAUUUCAGAGAUGGAGGGAAUGAAUACAUGACAUAAACAGUAUCUCAUUGAAGAUUGACUCCAUUUAUACGAAAGACUUUCGAAGCAUCGAAGCAACUGCUAUUCAACCGUUCUAAAGUUCUCUGUGCAAGAGAUUGAGACUGAAAAGGAGGGGGGAGGGAAAGAGAAACAAACUGCCAAAUCUUCCUCUUUCCCACCCAAUCCCCCCACUCCUUCCAAAAACUCUUUCUACAGAAGCAUGAGAACAUAAACUGAGGCCCAAAUGAGUGGGAGGAGAGAUAUGUUCUGUUUUAAUACUACAAUUGUUCUUACAACAAUUUUUUUACUUAAGAUGGGUCUGGAAUACUGCUAUUGAUAUGAAGAGAAAUAAUGUUACUAUUAUCAUUACUAUCAUCGUCCUUACUGUUAUAAGGUGCAGUUCUCCGUUCUGCCUUUCAUGGCUGAGGUGGCGCUCUUUUGCAUUUUAGGCAAUGUAUUUUCAUAAUUUUGCCAGUAGUUAGUCGAUAUAAUCCUAUAAAAUUGUUAGGAGAUUCAUGACUGUAGGUCAAACUAUGACACCAUGGUGUCUAACAAUUUAAAAUGUAUAUAAAUAUAAAACUAUAUUGUUACCUCCAAAAAUACAGAAAAAAUAUCUAUUUAGUUUGAUGUACAAAAUGCUUUACAUAUCAAGGCUUUUGUCUAGUCAUAAAACCACCACAUUUACUUUGCCCUCUUGUUUUGGUAUAAUAUUUUGAAAUGGUUUGACUGAUGUAUGCUUCAGAUUGACAUUGAGGCCUAGAUUCAAUCCGGAGGGUGGAAGACCCGCGUUACAGCACGAUUGGCAUUUAAAGACAAUGUUCCCAGCAUUCCCAGAGACUGCAUUCACAGUACACACUGCAUUCCCAGAGACUGCAUUCACAGUAAACACUGCAUUUGUCAGCUCAAUUGGAAAUGACCGCUCAAUGUCAAUUGCGCUAUAACGAGGAUAUUCCGCGUUCUGGGUUGAAUCUAGCCCUAAAUAUAUUUUUAUGCAAGAAUUACUCUGCCAUCCAAGCUUCCUCACUUUGAGGCAGCGUCUGUGUAUAAAGCUGUGACUAUACGUAUCACUUUAAACCUCACUGUGUGGAAGCCAAAGUUAGAUUCACUACAUUGUCAUUAUUCACAUUAUUUUAUGCAGAUCAAGAUGUAGCUAUUGUGCCCUGGAAAUGGCCACGAGACAAAUGGUAUUGUGAAAAAGAUGCAUAUAAUUAUUCACAUGAAAUUUGUUUCUAUUUUGUACAUUUCAAGUCAUUAUGGAUCAUUAAAGUAGUAUUUUAUUUGAUA
Oncorhynchus keta (chum salmon) is the source of this 6842-nucleotide messenger RNA. RefSeq names its product SH3 and multiple ankyrin repeat domains protein 1-like. Gene Ontology annotation, molecular function: synaptic receptor adaptor activity; ionotropic glutamate receptor binding. Bases 135 to 2801 code for a protein of 888 amino acids. The transcript is spliced from 5 exons. Gene Ontology annotation, cellular component: postsynaptic density; postsynaptic membrane; dendritic spine. The record is from RefSeq and is a predicted model, not a curated record. NCBI's taxonomy places the organism in Eukaryota, Metazoa, Chordata, Actinopteri, Salmoniformes, Salmonidae.